AGCGAACAUUUUUUUUCCUUCCUUUACUCCCUCCCCCCUACCCGCCCCUCCCUCCCUCUUUCCCUUCCCUCCCUCCCUCCCCUCUCGGCUGGGUCUUUGCGCCCGGGCGCCGGGUCCCCUCCGCAGCUGGGACGCGCCGAACUCGAGGCAGGAGUCGGCAAUCCGGAGCCUCGUCCCUCCCUUCCCCUUCCCUGCCCCCUUCCCCCACCCCUGACUGGGGCUCCGCGCAGCGGCCAGAGGAACCCCGAGCCCCGGCCCAGGCCCCUGAGCUGGAGGGAUGGAAAACUCCUCGGCAGCGUCGGCCUCCUCCGAGGCUGGGAGCAGCCGCUCCCAGGAGAUCGAGGAGCUGGAGCGCUUCAUCGACAGCUACGUGCUAGAGUACCAGGUGCAGGGGCUGCUGGCGGACAAGACAGAGGGGGACGGCGAGAGCGAGAGGACACAGUCCCACAUCUCCCAGUGGACAGCGGACUGCAACGAGCCACUAGACAGCAGCUGUUCCUUCUCCCGAGGGCGAGCCCCCCCACAGCAGAAUGGCAGCAAAGACAACUCCCUGGACAUGCUGGGCACGGACAUCUGGGCUGCCAACACCUUCGACUCCUUCAGUGGUGCCACCUGGGACCUGCAGCCCGAAAAGCUGGACUUCACGCAGUUCCACCGCAAGCUCCGGCACGCGCCCAAGCAGCCCCUGCCGCACAUCGACCGCGAAGGGUGUGGCAAAGGGAAGCUGGAAGAUGGGGAUGGUAUCAACCUGAAUGACAUCGAGAAGGUCCUCCCAGCCUGGCAGGGCUACCACCCGAUGCCCCAUGAAGUAGAGAUUGCGCACACCAAGAAGCUGUUCCGGAGAAGGAGAAAUGAUCGAAGACGACAGCAAAGACCUCCAGGAGGGAACAAGCCCCAGCAGCAUGGUGACCAUCAGCCGGGCAGCGCCAAACACAACAGGGACCACCAGAAAUCCUACCAGGGGGGCUCAGCACCUCACCCCUCGGGGAGGCCCACCCACCACGGCUACAGCCAGAACCGGCGCUGGCACCACGGCAACAUGAAGCACCCGCCAGGCGACAAGGGGGAGGCAGGCACCCACCGCAAUGCCAAAGAGAUUGUGACCAUCGAGAGCCCAAAACUUGAGGACACCGCGGGGGACUCCGGGCACAGCGGCCUCGAACCCCCCCGCAGCCCUGACGCCCUGGCCCCGGUGGCUUCUGAGAGGCUGCCCCCGCAGCCGCCGGGAGGGCCGGAGGCCGAGACAAAGCGUAAAGACAGUGUUCUUCCUGAGCGCAUCGGGGAGCGGCCCAGAAUUACCCUGCUCCAGUCUUCCAAAGACAGACUGCGGCGAAGGCUAAAAGAAAAGGAGGACGUGGCAGUGGAGACAAGCAGCCCUCAGCAGAACAAGAUGGACAAGCUGAUGGAGAUCCUGAACAGCAUGCGGAACAACAGCAGCGACGUGGACGCCAAGCUCACCACCUUCAUGGAGGAGGCGCAGAACUCCACCAACUCGGAGGAGAUGCUGGGAGAGAUCGUGCGGACCAUCUACCAGAAGGCCGUGUCUGACCGCAGCUUCGCCUUCACCGCCGCCAAGCUGUGCGACAAGAUGGCGCUCUUCAUGGUGGAGGGCACCAAGUUCCGGAGCCUGCUCCUCAACAUGCUCCAGAAGGACUUCACGGUGCGCGAGGAGCUGCAGCAGCAGGACGUGGAGCGCUGGCUGGGCUUCAUCACCUUCCUGUGCGAGGUCUUCGGCACCAUGCGCAGCAGCACGGGCGAGCCCUUCCGUGUGCUCGUGUGCCCCAUCUACACCUGCCUCAGGGAGCUCUUGCAAUCUCAGGAUGUGAAGGAAGACGCUGUCCUUUGCUGCUCGAUGGAGCUGCAGAGCACAGGCCGGCUGCUGGAGGAGCAGCUGCCCGAGAUGAUGACAGAGCUCCUGGCCAGCGCCCGGGACAAGAUGCUGUGCCCCUCGGAGUCAAUGCUGACCCGGUCACUGCUCCUGGAGGUCAUCGAGCUCCACGCCAACAGCUGGAACCCUCUGACACCCCCCAUCACGCAGUACUACAACAGAACCAUCCAGAAACUGACAGCCUGACAGCCAGGGGGCCUGGCGGGCGGCCCGCGGGCAGCUGGGGCCCUGGUGCACGGGGCCAGAUGGACAGGCGGGAGGACAGGGGUGGCCCUGGCUGGAGGAAGAAAUGGGAGCAAGGCAGGCAGCGUCAGUGGCCAGUCUGGAGCCAGACGGGGAAGGGAUGGAAUCCCUGAGAAGAGCCCCCGCACGAGCCCCCCAGCCCGAGCAUGCGGCAGCUCACACCAAUAAGGGAAGCAUGUUUCUUUUCCUGGUGGCCCCGGCCCUCCCCUCCCCACUCCCGCCUCCCCCCGGACCCAUCCCCGCAGCGCUUUGUGCGAGGGAUUUCAUCUCUGACUCCUCUCGGCCGGGUACCGCUUGGGUCAGAAAGGACCUCAGAAGGCUGGAAAACUGGGUCGGAGACGGGGCUCGCAUUGUUCCCUCAUGCUGUCAGCCGCAGUCGCCAACUGGCAGCAGGCGACGUGUAGCAGAUGUCCGGGAGGACAAAGGCAGGCACGGUCCCCACCAGCCACCCCCCGCAAUGGACGGCCUUUGUCAGCCAUGGCUGAGCUUUUCUCUAACCUUCACACUCCACCCUCCCGCCUCCUCCCCGCAGCCCCCAGCCUCGGGCCCAGGGGGUCGGGGCAGCGGGGGAGAUGGAGUUUGCAGUUCUACUUGCACUCUUUUGUUUACUGUGUUUUAUUUUUCAAAAGUCGGUCGCUUUGAAGUCUCCUCUCUCAGUGAAAAUGCCCGUGAUGGGAUCACACAGUCAGCACCGCGAGGACCCCCGGAUUAGUGGGAGAUCAAACCCGGCCCCCUCUGGAAGGAUUCUAGCCACAGACAGCUUGCCAGUAGCCAAUUAGGGUAAUUGGAAACUUCUGCCCCGGCAGGGGUCCCGGCUGGAAUCCUGUGUUCCUCACCACUGGGACCGCAGUAAACCCGUCCUGGCCCCUGGGGCCUUGUGGUGAACAGGGCACAAAAGCUGGCAAAUCAAAACCAAAAUGCUAGGUGGUGUUUCCCGCUCCACUCUCAGGUCUUAUGGGGAGCAGGGUAGGGCGGGAGCCUCCUGGCUGUCCGAGACCUCGAGGUUUAGCUGAUGCUGUGUCACUGCCCUAAGCCUCAGCCCAGGCAGGGUGCAGAAGCCCAGCCCUCCCACAGCGGUUGGGAAAGGGACGAAUCCACUGAGUCAUGACAGGGACAGUCAGGUGCCCUGGUGGGGCUGCCAGAUGGAGCUUUCCAGGCUGGGCUUUCAUGAAAGCCCCCGGUCCUGGGGCGCAGCCCCUUUUGUGAGGGCUGGGGAACAGGACGCGGGGCAGCGCUAUGAGGCUGGCUUCAGAUCGUAACAGGCGUCUACACAGCUCCAUCUCCAGGGUCUGGAGCACACCCUUUGAUGAGCCCCCGAAAAUGCCAGAGGCCAGCCACUUCCUUCUUUGCUCCUUUGUUGAGGCUGGCCAUGCCCUGGGUCACGGUGGAGCCCGCCCUGGUGUAGUCAGACUGGCUGGGAGGGGAGGGGCGGGGAGGGUCUCUCCUUACUGAUUCUAAGAGAGCAGGUGGGUGGGGAGCGGCUUCCCCAGUUCUCCCAGGUCUGGCCCCUGUGUCAGAGCCUGGGCCAGUCCCCCAAAAGAGCCUGUUGGGGACAGGGUGUGGGGAGCAGGUUUACCUGAAACAGGUCUGUGGCUUCUUCCAAGGAGCCCGUGCUGGCCCUGGCCCCCCACUUGGCCCACUUCACCCCCACGCCUUUCUUCACUCUUAAUUGCUCAAGCUUCUGCUUUCUGCCUUUCGUCCUCAGCCCUCACGUAGGCCCCACCCGGGGCCCAGGGACACCAGAGGCCCAGCAAGAGGCCUUGAGGGGAGAGGGGCUGGCGUUGGGGUGCGCAGAGAGGGCAGCAGGGGUCAUGCUCUCGUUAAGUCAGGCAGCGAGCGCACCUGCGCUUGGUGAGCCCUGCUGCCCUCCAGCCAGGGUGCGGGCCGUGCGCACAUCUGCUGCAAACCAGGCAGGGCCCCAGGCGGGGAGAGAGACCUGGAAGCGGGGGGCUCCUCGGCCCUGCCCUGGGCCCCGAGAAUCAGCCUCACGAAGGGAGCUCCCAAACACUGUGCGGAGGGGCUCACGCCCCCCAGAAGCCGAGACGGGGCUGUGGGCACCCGGAGGCCUGACGCCCCUUCUUCCUCACGCCCUCCUUGGUGGUCUUGCCCUGGGGCCGCCUUCCCUGGCUGUUAGGCGUGUGAAGAAGUGAGAUAUAAAUAUGUACACAUAUAUAAAUAUAUUUUUAAUUACGUGUCGUGUCACGGUGGCUCCAGACUUACGGUUUGCCUAGUUUGUUCCAUCGCUUGAAAGCGCUUCCUGGCCAAUCCGAAUAACACUUUGAGCUGUUUUUCUAAAUGCAGGUUGCUGCUCCUUUUUUCAGACAUGGAAGGAAAAGGAUGAAAAAAAAAAUUUUUUUUUUUUUUUUUUUUU
Molecule: messenger RNA, 4502 nt
Organism: Lemur catta (Ring-tailed lemur)
Lineage: Eukaryota; Metazoa; Chordata; Mammalia; Primates; Lemuridae
Gene: CTIF
Product: cap binding complex dependent translation initiation factor
Exons: 12
Coding region: 278-2074 (598 amino acids)
Biological process (GO): regulation of translational initiation
Cellular component (GO): cytosol
Molecular function (GO): protein binding; RNA binding; translation activator activity
Source: RefSeq, a predicted model, not a curated record